Messenger RNA from Limanda limanda (common dab), 286 nucleotides. Its product is annotated as C-C motif chemokine 3-like. The transcript is spliced from 3 exons. Gene Ontology annotation, molecular function: chemokine activity; CCR chemokine receptor binding. Bases 11 to 286 code for a protein of 91 amino acids. Lineage: Eukaryota; Metazoa; Chordata; Actinopteri; Pleuronectiformes; Pleuronectidae. The record is from RefSeq and is a predicted model, not a curated record. Gene Ontology annotation, biological process: inflammatory response; monocyte chemotaxis; cellular response to type II interferon. Gene Ontology annotation, cellular component: extracellular region.
CAUCUUCAUCAUGAAGACUCCUUGCUUCACCCUGGGUCUGCUGCUGCUGCUCACUGUCUGCUGCUGCGACGCCAUGCCUCAAGAAGUGCCUGACAGCGGAGGACCUUACACCUGCUGCCAUUCGUUCUACGAAAAACCUUUACCAUUAAGGUUUGUGACCAGUAUAACUAAGACCGACCCCCGCUGUCCGGAGCAGGGAUUCAUACUCCAAACAGUUAAGAAUCAGAUCUGCUUCAGCCAGACUUCCCCGUGGGCUCUGGACGUCUACAAAAGCAUAAAUACUUGA